Messenger RNA from Condylostylus longicornis, 1232 nucleotides. RefSeq lists its product as uncharacterized. The coding region runs from base 71 to 640 and encodes 189 amino acids. Lineage: Eukaryota; Metazoa; Arthropoda; Insecta; Diptera; Dolichopodidae. The record is from RefSeq and is a predicted model, not a curated record. The transcript has 4 exons.
UUUUAACUGCGGUCUUUAAAUCAUACGAAUCUCCUUGAACGCUAUAAGUGCAUUUAAAAAAUUUUUCAAAAUGGAAUUUAAAUUAAAAAUUCUAUUUUUAAUUUUCAUUUUUAGUUACAUAAAUUUGGUUAAAGGGGCAUGUAGUACUUAUGGGCAUUCAUGUUAUGGAGCUCACGGAAAGAAAUCUAUGGGAAGAAAUACACCAAGAUUAUCAGAAAAUUAUAAAACUGAAGAAGAAUUUUUAAUGUCGGAUGACCCAAGUUUAGAAGAAAAUGAAAUGAAACCAAAACUUCAAAAAUAUUUACUAUUAAAUAUUUUAUUAGAUAAGGAUGACCUAAAUGAUAAUAUUAACGAAAUUUCUGAAAAUAUACAAGAAGAAUCGAAUAAUGGAAUUAAGGAAAUUGAAUAUAAUAUUAAUAGACCAAGUUAUAAAUUUAAAACACCAUUGAAAAAACGUAAAUUUUUGUAUCGUAUUAAUCAACCGGUAGCAGCAAUUAAACCAAUCAGUACAUUUGAUGAUUUUGCUAGUCCAUAUAAAUUUUUGAUUAAACCGAAACGUAUACAAAAUCAUGAUUUUAUUAACAAUCAAUUACAGAGUAUCAAUUCAAUGGAUGACCUGAAUGAAACGAAUAUUAACUGAAAUUACCUAAAAGUUACAACAUGCAUAUGUAUCAGUAAUUUCUGUUUCAGUUUACUAUCAUCAAUAUCAUCAGCACUACUAUGCUAAAAUUAAUUUUGAAAAAAUCAUGUUAUUUUUUAUAUAUUAGUAUACGAAUUACCGGUAAAUUUCCUCUUUUUAUAUAAAUUUUAUGUAAAAUUGGUUAUUGUGCUUGUAGAUGCCAUAAUAAUUUAAAAUAUGAAUAUUUUGUAAUAAAUAUAUAACAAUAUAUAAUAUUUAAUAUGAAUAAUAUAUAACACUACAGUGUACAGAACAAUGCGUAUAUGGGUAAAAUAUUUCUUCAUGACUCUAUAGAGUAUAAUAAGUAUAGUUCCGGUUCCGGACUAUCCCCAUAUUUAAGGGUUUCAAAUGGUUUAUACUCUGUGGUAUUGUGAAAAAAUGUUCUCCUACUCUUACUGUAAUUGAUGUAUAUAAUAUACUAUUGUUAUAAAAAAAAUAGUAAUACUAAAUUCUUGUAAAUUUUGUUAGUUAUUUAUAAGCGUACUGUAAAAAUUAUAUUAUAAAUAUUACCGCAUUAUACAGAAUUUAAUGUUAAAUAUAGCUAGUUGUGUAA